AUGUUUGCAGCGUCAAAUAACACCGGUGCAAAAGUUCUCCCUGUAUUUCCAGCCUCCUCUAUCACAAAAUCUCACCUUCCAUACCGUGAUGGAAAUGGGGACUACCAGUUCCAAGUUAGAGAUCUCCCACCCAAGGUCCUGGUCUCUAAAAAAGAUGCAAAAGAGGGAGUUCCAUGCAAAUUAUGUGGAUUGUAUAAGAAGCUUGCAGACAUGCGGAGACAUGUUGGAGGACACAUCUUACUCAUGCUUAGGGAAGAUAUGGGUUCAGGGUGCGACUAUGCAGAUAAGAUGGGACCAAAUCCAUGUGGCUGGUGUGGAUGCGACUCAGAUCAAUUCAAUUGCUGGAGCCGGAUUGUGGUCGACCCAAAAGGAAAAAAACAGCCCCAGAUCGAGUCUAACUGUGAUUAUCAUUACACCGGAAUGCGGUAUACUAGCGCAUCAACAUGGUCAAUCUCCAGUCCCUGUACUAAUGUGCCAAUGCACUGUCCACUUUGUCCGCCAUCUCUUUCUGGUGAAACACGGACAUUCUGGAAGUACAAUGCAUUGUAUCAUCUUCUUUCUGAACAUUCAACAGGAGGUGAUAAUGGGGAGAUUUCAUUACCCAAAGUACCACUUGAUUUUAUCAUUGCAACAUAUACAAGUCGGGAGGAAGAGAGUGCACUGGGGAUUGAUGAAGAGUUGACUAUCGAGUACAGAGAUAAGUACGGCAUUCCGAUGUCUGAUGACCUUCAAGAAGAGAUUUUGGCACGGAAACGGGCUCUUUCAGUCGCAGAAAGUAGUGGACAUGUAUCAAAACGUAGAUAGCAGGAUAGAUCACUACGCGAGACACGGCGCUGAUCGGCAACACGGCAACAUAACUACUAAAGCUGUUGCCAAACAACCCCCAACGGGUAUUGCGAUCUCAGCGCUUUUAUCCUGUGGUGCCCCCUGCGCC
Messenger RNA from Lentinula edodes (shiitake mushroom), 934 nucleotides. RefSeq lists its product as uncharacterized. The record is from RefSeq and is a predicted model, not a curated record. The coding region runs from base 1 to 804 and encodes 267 amino acids. NCBI's taxonomy places the organism in Eukaryota, Fungi, Basidiomycota, Agaricomycetes, Agaricales, Omphalotaceae. The transcript has 2 exons.